This is a messenger RNA of Peromyscus eremicus (cactus mouse), 2542 nucleotides long. It is a transcript of the gene Luzp4, whose product is annotated as leucine zipper protein 4. Lineage: Eukaryota; Metazoa; Chordata; Mammalia; Rodentia; Cricetidae. The record is from RefSeq and is a predicted model, not a curated record. The transcript has 8 exons. Bases 64 to 1998 code for a protein of 644 amino acids.
AAUUGUUGAGAGCAGCAGGAUAGUCCAGAAGGAGAGUCUGCAUGGGGCGCCCUCCUCUUUGAGAUGGCUUGGAAUCCAGCUCCUGGUGGCAAUGUGACGACAAACCGUGAGGAUGAAAUUGGACUCCAUAGACAUCUAGAAUCCUCUGACACUGAAGAAGAAUACCAUGAGGAGAAUGACAUACAGAGAUCAAGCUCCAGAGAGCGAAUCAUUACCCCUAUGCAUCAUUGGGGGAGAGGAUUCAGAGGUGGCCAUAGGGGAAGAAAUGGGAAUUUUUUUGGAUGGAGACUUUCAGAAAAUCAGCCUUCACAUCAUCUGAUGAGGCAUGAUAACAGUGAAGAUCGAUCAGAGUGGAAUGGAAACCAAUCAGAAGAGAGACAGCCACAAAUAGAAGGAAAUCAAGUUUCCUUCAGGAGAGUUCAUGGCCACUCCCAAUCUCGUGGCCGCCGUAUUAUCAGAUCCCAUGGCCCCCACUCCAGAAGAUCUCAUAGCCACUUUAGGAGAGCUCCUGUCUACUCAGAUAGAUCUCAUCAUGACCAUGCAGAUAGACCACAUCAUGACCACCGAGAUAGACCAUAUGAUGACCACCGAGAUAGACCACAUUAUGACCACCCAUAUAGACCACAUCAUGACCACCCAGAUAGACCACAUCAUGACUACUUAGAUAGACCACGUCAUGACCACCCAGAUAGACUAUAUCAUGACCACCCAGAUAGACUACAUCAUGACCACCCAGAUAGACCACAUCAUGGCCACCCAGAUAGACUACAUCAUGGCCACCCAGAUAGACCACAUCAUGACCAUUCAGGUAGACUACAUUAUGACCACCCAGAUAGACCAGAUCUUGACCACCCAGAUAGAUCAUAUCAUGACCGUCCAGAUAGACUACAUCAUGACCAUACAGCUAGACCACAUCGUGACUACUCAGGUAGACCACAUCAUGACUAUUUAGGUAGAUCAUAUCAUGAUCACCCAGACAGACCUCAUCAUGAUUACCCAGACAGACCUCAUCAUGAUCACCCAGACAGUCCUCAUCAUGAUCACACAGACAGACCACAUUAUGAUCACCCAGGUAGACCACAUUAUGACCACCCAGGUAGACCACAUCAUGACCACCCAGGUAGACCACAUCAUGACCACCCAGGUAGACCACAUCAUGACCACCCAGGUAGACCACAUCAUGACCACCCAGGUAGACCACAUCAUGACCACCCAGGUAGACCACAUCAUGACCACCCAGGUAGACCACAUCAUGACCACCCAGGUAGACCACAUCAUGAUCACCCGGGUAGACCACAUCAUGACCACCCGGGUAGACCACAUCAUGACCAUCCGGAUAGACCACAUCAUUACCAUUCAGGUAGGUUUCAUCAUGACCACUCAGGUAGGUUUCAUCUUGGCCACACAGAGAGAGCUCAUCUUAGCCAUGAAGGGUUAGGUCACCAUGACCACAGAGGGAGAGCUCGUCUUAACCACACAGGGAUAGCUCAUCAUGACCAUGCUAGGAGAGCUAAUGAUGGCCAUGGAGGGAGAGCUCAUAACAACCGUACAUGGAGAUCUCGCAGUCAUGAAGAGAGAUAUCGUGGUCAAGCAGAAAGAUUUGGAAGAAUCCAAUCAUCACCAGAAUCUGAACCUGAAAUUGACAGAUUCUCUACAAUAAGAGAAACGACUGAAUACUUACUAGCUCAGGAACAGCAGAGAAAUGAGCUAAUUAAUCUGAAUGGAGGGGUAAAGGAAGGUUACAGCAGCUCUGAAGAAAGUGAUGAAAGUUCUGACAGUUUAUGGAGACCCGAAGUUGAUGCAGAAUUCCAGAAUGGUAGAUACACUACAAUUAAGACUAUUACACGUUUUCCAAAAGGAGUAAGACUGAACUUCAAUAUCGCAGCACGGACUAAUCGGACUAAUCUGUCCCUCCACACUAGAUUCACCAUCCUGAGGACUUUGAGACGUGCCAGAAUGAACAAUAUGAACAAUAGACCCAGAAGACAGGAAGACUGAACUGUCAUUUACUAUCAAGGGUUUGCUGAUAAUUGCACUGAACCAUACUUAGGAGCAUAAAUAUAUUCUUAGAAUGUUGAACUUUGGACUGUUCUUAUUAAAGUAGGUAUUCAGUAGGUUUUGAUGUCAAGAUUUGGUUGAUACUAAGCAAUUGGAAGAAAAACUGUUUAGCGCUGUUUGCAUAAAUGAACAAGGAGAUGAGCGAGAAGAAAGCUGGCUUAAGUGGGGUUAUUUUAGGAAAACAGCUAUUUUUAGAAAUAUAUGUUAUGUUUUCAAUGUUAGAGAAAACUGUAAUUUACUGUAGUCCUUAAGCUCUGGAACCUGUACAACUGAUAAAGUUCUGUCCACAAAAAUCAAUCCCUGUGAGUGACUUUAACAAUUGUUAAAAUAGUAAACUUUUAUACUUUUACAUUUUAUAGAAAUUUAUAGUGUAACAAGAUGAAACUUACUCUUUUACUUUUGUAAGAAUUCUAAAUGUAGUGUCUUUUGUUGUUGGUUUUGUAAACACAUGACAAAUAAUAAAGAGUUUGAGCAUUGUUAUUUA